This is a messenger RNA of Sphaerulina musiva SO2202, 822 nucleotides long. RefSeq lists its product as uncharacterized. The transcript has 2 exons. Bases 41 to 379 code for a protein of 112 amino acids. Gene Ontology annotation, cellular component: ribosome. Gene Ontology annotation, molecular function: structural constituent of ribosome. The record is from RefSeq and is a predicted model, not a curated record. NCBI's taxonomy places the organism in Eukaryota, Fungi, Ascomycota, Dothideomycetes, Mycosphaerellales, Mycosphaerellaceae. Gene Ontology annotation, biological process: translation.
CACACAUUCACUCUCUCUCUCAUACAGACGCGCAUACAAAAUGCUCGCAGUGCGUUCAGUCCUGCGGCAGUCGCUGCAAAUUCAAUCCGCGGCGAGUUGGCUUUGCCGCAGCACUGCACCGGCCCAGAGACAGCUCAACACGUCAACGAAGAGCAAUGCGCUGCAGACCAGACGACAAGGCACUGUGCUGGGUGCGCUCCAGCCCUGGUGGUAUCAAGCAGCAUCUCGUGCGCUCGCUGAGCAGCAGGUGCGCGGCAUGAAGGUGCGGAGCAGCGUGAAGAAGCUGUGCGAUGGCUGCAAGAGUGUCAGGAGGAAGAGCGGCAAAUACGUGUACAUCAUCUGCAGCAAGAACCCAAAGCAUAAGCAAAGGCAAGGAUAAAAGGACAUCCACACAGCUACCGCAUUGCCGUGUCCGGACAAGCACAAGCUGGCAAGAAGUUGCUACUCUCGGUAUCAGGCCAAACGAGCGCAGAUUUGGUAGGCGCGAUUGCACGUUUCGACCACCGAAAUUACAGCUUUUUCGAGGACAACUCGGCUCUCAUCAGGACUGUCCAAUUCCCACAGAACCUGAGCACUUCAUCCAGGCUAUAUAGAACGUGGUAUCCAGCAUGGACUGAGAGGAAACAGAAAUGCCAUUUCUGGUUCACUCGGGAAUUUACAGCCCAGAAUACCUGCUAUUGCCACAACGUGCGCUUAAAGCCACUUCGCAGAUCUGACGCUGGCGCGGAGUGGAAAGACAGCAUGUAUCAUUGAUUGAACAUGGCGUCGCAUAUUGGGGGCGGCCUUUCUUGAAAGUCCAUAUAGUCUGUACGUUGUUGAAGC